Messenger RNA from Morchella importuna, 1044 nucleotides. RefSeq lists its product as uncharacterized. The transcript has 5 exons. NCBI's taxonomy places the organism in Eukaryota, Fungi, Ascomycota, Pezizomycetes, Pezizales, Morchellaceae. The record is from RefSeq and is a predicted model, not a curated record. Gene Ontology annotation, molecular function: ubiquitin protein ligase activity; zinc ion binding. The coding region runs from base 1 to 1044 and encodes 347 amino acids.
AUGGCCCCUAGGAAAAGCAAUCCUCCGUGUGUAAUCGAUCUCACCGAAGACUCGGAGCCGCAGCCUGUGUAUGCAGCUCCAGCUCCAGCGCCGAAAAGAGUAGGUCGCAAACGAAAGAUUGACCUAGUAGAUACCGACCAUAGUCUCGUAUCCAUCCCCUACCAGCAGCAAGCUGGGUAUGAGCCUAGAGAAGACACUGAGACAAUUGAGUCCAAGUCCACAUCAGCAAAGUCGAGAGGUGCGGGGAAAGGAAAGGAAGUUGCAGAACCAAGUUCUGCGAAGGCACCGAGCAUAAAAAAGGCAAAACACGCACCUGCAGCAGGAGAAGAGAAGAGACUCGGGAGGUGGCGUUCACAGCCAACCCAUCAGCUGAGAGAUAGGAUACAUAGAUGUCUUACUCAACGGAUGGUUGUGUUGGACAGACAUAGGAAUAUGGAAGUGUCCCCUCCUGAAGAGAUCUUCCAAAUUGCUGGGAGCACAGGGAAUGUCUAUCAGGUCCAUAUUAAACGCCAAUCGACUUGUAGUUGUCCAGAUGGUAUUCAGAAUGGGCUUUGUAAGCAUAUACUAUAUGUUAUGAUGAAGGUUCUAAAAGCUCGCGAUGAGCUCGUUUAUCAGCCAGCCCUUCUUUCAACUGAGCUCGAACAAAUUUUUCUUAAAGCUCCUGCCGCCCCUGCAAGUGAUUUAUCGAAUAGUGGCCCUAGCAACAGAAAGCCACUUGAAGAUGACGACUGCCCUAUCUGCUAUUCCGAAUUUGAUAACGAAGAGAGCACCGUAUACUGCAAAUCUCAAUGCGGAACCAAUAUUCACGAAGCGUGUUUUCGGCAAUGGGCCGCCACAAAAGGCCCCGGUCAAGUAACCUGCGUUAUGUGCCGUCAGCCCUGGCAAAGCGAAAACGUGAAGUCUGCUCUUAUGAAUGGAAAGAUUGGAGAGGAGGGUUACGUGAAUGUAGCUGAUCAAUUGGGUAUGAGUCUUGAGCGUGACACAUCAACGUAUGCUCCGGGCUUUGGAGCUUACGGUGGAUAUAGGAGAAGGGGCUAUUGGUAG